Molecule: messenger RNA, 1287 nt
Organism: Thalassophryne amazonica
Lineage: Eukaryota; Metazoa; Chordata; Actinopteri; Batrachoidiformes; Batrachoididae
Gene: stom
Product: stomatin
Exons: 8
Coding region: 92-979 (295 amino acids)
Cellular component (GO): plasma membrane
Source: RefSeq, a predicted model, not a curated record
CAGCCCUCCGACACGGACACGCUCGUUUCACUGUAAACGAACACUGUCAGUUUUUUUCUCCCUACUUUCAGCAAGCAAUUUUCUUCUAAUUAUGGAUACCAACGCCGAAGACGUAGCCAUGAAAGAGUCGAAAAGACGAGAACGUCAAACAGGUUCAAGCAGAUAUGCUUUUCAUGAUGAUGAAGUGCUGGAGAAUCCAGAGAAUGGCAUUGGCUUUUGUGGCUGGGUGUUGGUUCUCAUCUCCAUGGUUUUCAUGCUGGCUACUCUUCCACUUUCCAUAUGGAUGUGCAUUAAGAUUGUUAAGGAGUAUGAACGGGCCAUUAUCUUUCGCCUGGGGCGGAUUUUGCGAGGAGGAGCCAAAGGACCAGGGCUGUUCUUCAUCCUGCCGUGCACAGACAGUUUCAUUAAAGUGGACAUGCGCACCGUCACUUUUGACAUCCCACCUCAAGAGGUUCUGACUAAAGAUUCUGUGACUGUGAGCGUCGACGGCGUGGUGUACUAUCGGGUCCAGAAUGCUACUUUGGCUGUGGCUAACAUCAGUAAUGCAGAUGCUGCUACCCGGCUUUUGGCUCAGACCACCCUGAGGAAUGUCCUUGGUACCAAGAACCUGGCUGAGAUCUUGUCAGACCGUGAGGAGAUCGCACACAACAUGCAGUCCACUCUGGAUGACGCCACCGACGACUGGGGGAUCAAGGUGGAGCGGGUGGAAAUCAAGGAUGUCAAGCUGCCCCUUCAGCUGCAGAGAGCCAUGGCAGCUGAGGCCGAGGCCACCCGUGAGGCGCGAGCCAAGGUGAUCGCCGCAGAGGGAGAGAUGAACGCUUCACGGGCGCUGAAGGAGGCCUCUCUGGUGAUCGCAGAGUCCCCGUCAGCCCUGCAGCUCCGCUACCUCCAGACCCUCAACACCAUCGCUGCAGAGAAAAACUCCACCAUCAUCUUCCCGCUGCCGCUGGAGAUGAUGAACGGGCUCAUCAGAAAGUGAAGUGCAGCCAUGAAACGUCCAUCGUGCAUCAAGUACACACACACACGAAGGCCCUGCGCCUACUCACCAUUUCUCUAAAUCUACAGUACUUUCAAAAAAAAAGUGUGGGAGUUUAUUGUUAUUAUUUGGAAAUGUUUUCAUUUCUGUGUUCAUUUUUUUGAUUGCCACAGAACUCUGAAAACACAGGUCUCGGUCUCAGUGCGCACUUUUCUCGUGUUAUUGUAGCUUUUAUCAGCAUUUAUGCCACAAAUGUACUUGCAGAAGUGAUACUAGGUCAUGCCGAUUCACACAUCAUUAUCCUGUUUGUA